AGGUGUCCAGUUUGAGCGAAACAAGUGGUUUUGCGCCUGGAGUCUUCUGGUCGCGAUGUCCGGAAGAAUGGUGGAUGGCGCUCAGAGUGUGGACGGGCAGUUGGAAAGGACGGAGCAUCCCGGAGAGGCCGCAGCCUCGCCUUCGCGCUCUGGCAUUAAUGUGCAAUUACAUUUUGAAGUGGUAGUUCAAAAAAGGUUGAGCCUCCAUUUCUACUAUUGAGAACUGCCAACCCAAAAUAGAAACCAAAACAACUCCUGGAGCAGGUGCCAUUACUUGGAGGAAAAGAAACACAUAGUCCUGCCAAAGAACCACAUUUUCAUUUCUGCAGCAGUCCUUUGUCAAUUUCCUGCUGCAAAAUCUACUUCCUUUGUCAGUUUCACUUGCUCCUAACUACAAACUCUUCUUUAGGGUUGCAAGUGAUGCAUACCGAAUAGUUGAGACCACUGGGCAGGAUGGAAAACAAUUUCUGAAGCUGCUUCCCAUUUCUAACAUUUUGGGAAAUGUGGGGCCUGUCAUACAUUCUCCGGUUGUGUCUGAUAAUACAAACGUAAAUGCUUCUGUUCCUGGUUUUGUUUCUUUGAAGACUAUGUUCUCAAAUAUUUUAACAUCGCCACUUGAUAAGAUACCUACUGUUCUGACAGCAGCUCCUGGAAAGUUAAUCCUCCGAAAACAGUUGGAUGAAGUAGAACUAGUGAAAGUAACCUCCGUUGUUAAUCCAACUGUAACAAGCCCUUUUGUUCAGAAUAAUUAUGUUUCACCUGAUAAAUUAUGCUUGCAAAAGGAUACUUCUUCAAUGUCAUCAGUCAAAAACGAUGUUUUAACAAAUACCAAAAACCUUCCACUGACUGUUAAUUCUUCAAUUCUGCCUCCUGGACAUCACCUGCAGAUACCAGCUAAUGCAGAGGUGAAAUCUGUCCCAACAUCUUGCUUGCCCCUUGCUGUCCAACAGAAGAUAUUGGCUAUGGCAGUCACAAAUGCCUCUGUGACAUCCAAACCUGAAAAGCCACCAAAUAUUAUUUAUGUGUCGCCAGUAAGAACAGUGAAAACACCUUCUUCCAAAUGCUUGCAAAAUACAACUCCAACAGCUGCUGCAGAAGUGGGGAAACCUUUAGUACCAACAUCUGCACACACAGCGGUCAAUAGUUUUGUUCCAGAUGAGGUAUCAUGUGAUAGCCAAAAACCCCAGGAAACUCCUAUGAAAUGGGUCGUCCAGAAAAACCCACAGUCGUCAGCCUCUUGCCUUGUUCCUGUGAAGUCAUCAAAUUACAUGAUAUCGAAGAUGUUAAAAACUUUGGCUGAUAGGGAGAAUAUAAAAAACAGUCCUUCUGGCAUUCUGCCUGCCUGUUCUAAUAGUCUUAGUGAAAGCCAAGAAAAAUUAAAUUCUGUUAAAGAUAAUGCCUUGGUGUUGUAUAAUGGGAAGGUCUAUCUGCUGACAAGGAAAGGAUCCAGUGCCGGGUCAGCCCAGGAUGACAGACAGACAUCAGCCACGGCUGACACAAACGUCAGAAAACACGCAUCACAGUUAACUAAUUCAGUUUCAGCUAACUCAAUAACCAAUCAAGUUGUCAAUCUAGUAUUGUCAAAAAAUAAAAGGAUUGCGCUUAGUGCAAAGGAUUCAAAGUUAUGGGAGAAUGUUAAACCUCCUCUGUGGCCCAACCUGAACAAGAACUUACAAGUUGCACCUUUUCUUGUAAUAUCACCACAAGGGAAUAUGCAGAUAGGCUCUGUCGAGCAACAGGAGGCUGUGUCAGCAUCAGAAAACGUUCCCGUUGGAAUAAAAGCUGAUACUAAAACAGUGACAGAAGAAAAUGUGAACAUCAACAUCAUUCAGAAAACUAACUCUCCUGAAACUACUGCCUUAGAAUCAUCUGCAAAUUAUGAUGCUUCCAAUGAGGAAGAACAAAAGAUUGAGAAGAUAAACUCAACAGGAAUGGCUUUUCAGAACAAACAAAAGGAAGUGCAACACAGAAAACAGGACACUGAGAUCAGAAAAAAAUUUGGUCUGGUAAAAGAAGAAAGAGUACAUCUCGAGAGAAUACCUUUGCUAAAUUCUGUUGUAAAAAUGGAAGAAACUGAGUGGUCCAGUAAUGUACCUUUAAAUGACUCUUGCCAAUUGCUAGAGGCAAUAACUGUGAAACCUGGACCCGAAGAAGAGGAAAUGGUACUUGGGAAACAGGAUCUAGACAUAAAGAGGAAAGCUGAACUACCUGAGCCAGCGCUGGAAACUACAAAGCGGAGGAAAACCUCAAGUCCAAGUUUAGAUCACGAUGACUGUUCGUCCGUGAUGAAUAACCCAAGUAGUUCUUGUGGACAAGUGAUAUCACAGCAAGAAAAAGCUACAAAUUCACUGCAGUGUUUUCCAAGUGGGGAUUCUGACUCAAAUCCUUGUAUGCAGAGUAAUGAAGAAAGUGAAGUUAUGUGUCCUGCUUUACAUGGAAUUAAAAAUAACACCUCUUUUACUGCAUGUUCUCUUGGAGAAGAUAGUUUUCUGUCCAGUCCCCCAGACCUAGAAGAAACAAUAAAAGAUGAAAGAAUAGAAAGACUUAAAGUCCUUCUGAAGAAACAAGAGAAAGCACUGGAGGAGAUGCGCAAAAAACUGCAAGAAACGUGAGAGAACAAGUACAUAGUACAGAAAUUUAAUCAUUAUUUGAACAGAAUAAUUGAGAAAAGGAAUACAAGUAGUCACAUAAAUCGGAUGAUUGUAAUUCCUUUUGAUGAUAACCAGUUGAUAAUAAACCUCAACCCUGUUGAAUCACUGGUAUGUUACUUUUGGAAUGUUUCACAUGAGAAAUUUAAUUUUUUAAGUAGCAAUAAGUAUUUCUACUUUCUCUGAAGCUGAUAGAAUGUACCAAGAAAUUUUUGCUGUCUUUUCCCUUCCUUUUCAAAAUUUAUAUCCCUUUAAAUCUGAUUCCUGUUCAUCUAGGUUGGUAUGUUUUAUAAUCGUGCUGGAAUAUAUUUGUUGAUGAAAAUAAAUUCACAGACAUUUAUUUGUGGAAUGGAUAUGUGGAUCUAAUUUUGUUUUUUCCUCAUUAUAGAAAUAAAUUUUGAACUGUUCCGUAUAGAAUAACAUUUAGAUUAAAAAAAAAACAGUAGUGUGUUCAUCCAAUGUAAUUGUUUGCCCAAUUAGUGUUCAGUAUCUUUGGAACAGAUAUUUUAUGCAUAUUUUUACUAUUCAGUAUUCAUCUAUGUUUGGACGCUACAUAUUUUAGCUAUUCAGUAUUCAUCUGUGAAGGCCUGGAAUAAUAUUAAGAUCAACUGUGAGAUUCUGCCUUAUUCAGGAGACCAUGCCAGACAAAAAGCUUUGGGAUAGAUAUGUUAAAACAGGCAGGUGCUUUAGAUGCAUGGGUAAUGAAAACAGUUGAUCUUUAGGAAAUUUUCUGCAAAACCUGUCUUGCAGUAUUCCAGAAGAGAAAACAGUUCCUAUAGCUAUGUGAUUAUUUAGUUCAAGUUCACUUGAUUGUUGCAUUACUUUGUAUCCAUGUAUCCAUUUACAUUCUUUCAACUUAAAAUUAUUUAAAUGGAUUAAAGUUCCAUUAUAGAGGAUGGUGCAAAGUUGUUUUCUGUUGCCCCAGAAGGUUGGACCAGAACCAGUGGGUUAAGAGAAUUUUCAGCUAAACGUUAGGAAGAACUUCCUGACAGAGCAGUUUCUCAGUGGAACAGGCUUUCCUGGGAGGUGGUGGCUCUCCUGUGGAGGUUUUUAAGCAGAGGCUAGAUGGAUCUCUGAUAGCAAUGCUGAUUUUAGGAACUUAGAUCAUGAGAAUGGGCAGGAAGGAUUGCAUCAGUGGUCAGCUCUCAUGGCCCUUUGUUACGUGAUCAGAAUAAUGCUGAUCACCACUGUGGAGUCAGGAAGCAAUUUUCUUUUAGGCCUGAUUGACCAGUGAACCUGGAGGGGGUGUCCCCCCCCCCCAUCUUCUGGGCAUGGAGCAGAGGUUACUGAGAUUGUAAGUGAUAAGGUAGUUGUGAAUUUCCUGCAUUGUGUAGGGGGUUGGACUAGAUGACUCUAAAAAUACCCUUUGACGCUAUGGCCCCUUCCGCACACGCAAAAUAAUGCGUUUUCAAACCACUUUCACAACUGUUUGCUAGUGGAUUUUGCCAUUCCGCACAGCUUUAGUGCAUUAUUCUGCAUGUGCGGAAUGAGCCAUUGUUUUUAUUAUUUCAAUUAUUCUUUUCUUAGCUGCCCCCUUUUUUUAGCUCAUAGAGCAUACAUCCUGUCAGUGUUUGUGUGGAAUUGGUUGUGUGGAAUUUGGAAGUGAGUUCUUGUCUCCAGAGCUCAGUUGAGUUGAGCUGACCAUGUUUGAUUGAAAAAUUACAACAUAUAUAUAUAUAUAGUUUUUCUCCAACAAUGGGGCUGAAUAAUACCUUCAUUUUGUCCGCGCCUGUAGAAGAUGAAAUUGGAAUGAGAAAAAAAACCCAGCUUCAUUGCUUUGAGAAAGGAGAUAAUUAUCAUUCAACAAGAUGACCUGAAGAGAGAAGAUUCCUACUUGUUUCAGAAAGGUGAGCAAGAGUCAUGCAUUUGAGCUUCCAAGGAAAAAAUCUUUUUUUCUUUGACAGAAGGUUUGUAAAAGAAUAUUGAAACAUUAGCCCUGUACUGAAUGUGAGAAGAGUUUGAUAGUUCAAAAUGAUACCAUUCCAGAAACUCGAAGUCACAUAACAGUCCUCGCCCAUUAUUUUUGUGAAUGGGAUCAUUCUGGUGCUAAAGCAAUACAAGUUUAUUUUCUGGAAUAGGUAAUCAUAGCCCAUCUGCAGUAGAGAGGAACAUGUAGCAUUUUAGUGUGAUGUAUGAUUUAGAGAAACCCAGACAAGGGGCAAUAAAACAUCUACUUGCUGUCCUUUCUCCUCUGACGGGAGAUGCUGCUUUUUUGUCUCUUAAGGCCCUAGAGCCAAAGUGCCAAAACCCAAAGAGAAGGGUGCAGCCAGUGAACUUCUGAUUUGUAACUGGGAAUAUUAUUGAUGAAUUGGGUUGUGGUGGGAAAUGGUGAGUAAAUCUUCCCCCCCCCCCCCCCCCCCACGUUAUUACUUUUGCAAACAUGGGGUGACUCCCAGUCUGUAAUCUAAGAUAUACAGAUGUUCCACUGUAUAUGCCCCUUGUCCAUUAUUUUUCUAUCUCUGCCUACUCUAGUCUUUGAUAGUCUAAUCAAGUCCUAGAACCACAGGGCAAUGAACCUCAGAGGUAUGAAGAGGUCUGGAUUAUGUUCAGGUAACAAGAAGCAUUGUUUUAUGUUUGUUUUCUCCAGUCAACCUUACCAUAGUUUCAUUUUCUGUAAGUUGUCUCCUAACUAACUGUGCUCCCUGCUUAACUAAAAAUUGCUGCAAUAAAGCUGUUUUAGAAACCAAA
Sphaerodactylus townsendi is the source of this 5336-nucleotide messenger RNA. RefSeq names its product ligand dependent nuclear receptor interacting factor 1 (gene LRIF1). The transcript has 5 exons. Lineage: Eukaryota; Metazoa; Chordata; Lepidosauria; Squamata; Sphaerodactylidae. Bases 588 to 2612 code for a protein of 674 amino acids. Gene Ontology annotation, molecular function: nuclear retinoic acid receptor binding. Gene Ontology annotation, biological process: regulation of DNA-templated transcription. The record is from RefSeq and is a predicted model, not a curated record.